Trichoderma virens Gv29-8 is the source of this 906-nucleotide messenger RNA. RefSeq lists its product as uncharacterized. The record is from RefSeq and is a predicted model, not a curated record. The transcript has a single exon. The coding region runs from base 1 to 906 and encodes 301 amino acids. Lineage: Eukaryota; Fungi; Ascomycota; Sordariomycetes; Hypocreales; Hypocreaceae.
AUGUCUGCUACUCAAACAGAGGUGCUCUUCCUCAACCGAAGAUCCUCCCGAUCCUCCACAAUAGCCUCCUCUCUCCCCCCUGCCUACGAAUCCGGCAGCUACGAGCUCAGAGCCCUCUCCACCACAUCCUCACGCUCCAGCGCUUCUCUUCCCCAAUAUGACUUCAUCGAUGCCUCGGGCUCAUCGUCUUCAUCACAACCAACAUUCCGCUGCACCAAGGCCUUCCAGAUUGAAACUCUCGGCCGCCCACUCAUCGCUCUUCCCCUCCCGCCUCGACCGGAUCCCAUCCCCGUAUACAACGUAGAUCUGUCUUCAGGAACCACUACAGAUCUUGCCUACGAGUCUCUGCGUCCACUUCGAUACUCCGGCAGCUGCAUUCUUAUCCGUGCUGGUGACUCGGAGGAGAAUCCCGUUUGUCGGACUACAUAUCGAUUUGGGCCUGGCAAGCCGCCUAAGAUGGAGCUUGCCGGGGUCUUGGCCCAUGAUGAGGAAUUUGAGGUUGUUAAUAAGGGGCUUACUACGCGAUCGCAAGUGUUCCGCACGCAUCUCGGUACGUUUCAGUGGCGAUAUGCGGGACGCGAUGAGAGGAAAGCUGCUGGAGCCAACAGUUUGAUGGUUCUGGAUCGGAUUAUCAUGGUGGCUCUUGAGGGCGGCGGUCAAGAAGAGAAGAGGAUUCCGGUGGCGCAAUUCCUGAGGAAUGAACAAGUGAGGACACAGGGGUCGAGGGCGUCGACGGCAGGGAAUGGAGGCAGGCUGAUGAUGAAUCUGAGGGAGUGGGAGGGGGCCAAGGGGGAAGCAGAGCAGCUGGAGGUGUUGGUGGUGGCAAGCUGCUUGAUGAUGCUGAAGAAGGAGGUUGAUAGGAGGAGGAUGCAUCAAGCUAUUGCUACGGCAUCUCUUGUCUGCUGA